AUGCAAAAAUCGUUUUCUGAGAAAGUCCUGUACGCUCAUGACGCUCAUAUCAAAUAUAUUGAAGAAUUAGAAGAGGAAGCUGAACUUCAAAGAAUAGAAGAAAUAGAGGCUAAUCAACUUGAAGAAUUGAGAACUGGCGGUUUCGUACCACCCGAGAACGAAAUUUCUGAAUAUUCUGACAAUCCAAAUCUACAUAUGUUUGCUUUGAAUGCACUCCAAUCAGAAAUCUUUGCACUGAUCAACGACUUGUCAGCCAUCGAAGAAAGUUUCAUCGAGGCGCAAGUUCUGGAUUUUGUUGUUCCUUCUGCAAUGCAAAGUAAUCAUAAACAUGAACGAGUUCACACUGGAAUAAUCAAAUUUGAGUGUAAAGUAUGCAACUUCCGAGCCAACCGAUUUACCACUAUGGAGGAUCACAAAAAUAAUGAGCAGGGAUAUAUCUGCCCGAUUUGUCAAGAACGAGCUUGUGAGUACUCUGACAUCAAACAUCACGUUUUCGAAAGUCAUGGAGAAUAUCUUGCUGUUGAUGAACCUAUUGGAUUCGUGGACUCUGCUAGCUCAUGGAUGUUUUUCAAAGGCGAGUGA
Messenger RNA from Caenorhabditis remanei, 582 nucleotides. RefSeq lists its product as uncharacterized. Bases 1 to 582 code for a protein of 193 amino acids. The transcript is spliced from 5 exons. The record is from RefSeq and is a predicted model, not a curated record. Lineage: Eukaryota; Metazoa; Nematoda; Chromadorea; Rhabditida; Rhabditidae.